CGCACGCGCCGUGUCGCUGGUGCUUAGCCGAGGCGGUUGCGCACUUUCCGUUCGUUUCCCGGCUCGGGGCUGCGAGGCCGCCGCGGGAGCCGGAACGGGGCCAUGCACCGACAGAGCUUCCGCCCCCCCACGCCUCCGUACCCGGGCGGGGGGCCCUGGGGCGGCGGGUUUCGGAGCCCUCCCUCCGGCGGGGGCCCUGUGCCGCCUUCCCCGCGGGGCUACGGGAGCCCCCACCACACGCCGCCCUACGGCCACCGGCCCUACUCGCCCCGAGGCCACGGCUUCCACGGUGGCGGCGGCGGGCGGUUCGGGAGCCCGUCCCCGGGGGGUCAGAGCCCGCGCAGGCCGCACAGUGCCAGCCCCAGGUACUCGGCUCCCUACGGCAACGUGUCCCCGGCCGCGGCCCAGCAGCGUCCGCCGCAGCAAUACAAGUCCUCGCCGCGGGGCUCCCAGAGAUACUACCAGGGAUCACCCAGGACAUCUACUCCAUUUGGUACAGCGCGUGGCAGAGGGAAAAGAGUGUCUAAUGAUGUGGAAAACUAUUACAGACCUUCAAUGCUUGAGGACCCAUGGGCUGGCCUAGAGCCAGUUUCUGUUACAGACAUAAACCAACAAUACAGCAGUGAGCAAACAACAUAUACUGGUAAAAAAGGGAGGUAUUUCAGUUAACGUUUCUAAAAGCCAAAUAACUCCAUCUGUCAGGAAAACUUUGGGACAAAAUCUUUACACCUACACAAAAUGAACCGUAAUCAAGAUCCUAGCUAAUGCUUUUAUUUGAACAAAUGUCCACCUUUUUAUCUGACUUCUUUUUACUGCAUUGGAUAUUUUUAUGUAUGGGGGAGGGGAAAAUAGUGGUGGAUAAUACACAUUUCUGGCUACAUGGAAGUGCCUACCAGCUUUGAAGAACAAAGUGUUCUUUAAUCACCAGCGAUUGAUUUGUGUCUGUUAAAACAGGUUUCCCUAUAUUUACCUCUUCCAUGCCAGAUUGUUAACCUAACUUUUAUUGUUAACUCCUUUAGGAAGUGGUAUUUUUUUAUGUUUCAACGUUUUUAGAAUGAAAUGUGGAAAUACAAAAAAACAAAAAUCUUUGUAAAUCCUUGGUUUGUAAUGUAAAAAAAAAUAUUUUAGGACUUUUUUGUUACGGUGUACUUGGCAAAGAAGUAAUUAGUGAAAUUAGUUAUAUUCUGUAAAUAUAAUGCUUGUAUUCUGUGGUUAAAUUUUGAUUUCGUGCACAAUUUUUUGUUAAUUCUAGUGUAAAAUAAGUGAAACAUGAGUUUUAGCCAUCUCAGGAAACCAGUGUAUUGUAUUUGGAAAGUUUAAUUUGUUAAACCAGCUCUUGAAUGAUAAAUGUCUGUAAUCAUG
Mauremys reevesii (Reeves's turtle) is the source of this 1362-nucleotide messenger RNA. RefSeq names its product M-phase specific PLK1 interacting protein (gene MPLKIP). Gene Ontology annotation, cellular component: nucleus; centrosome; midbody. Bases 103 to 669 code for a protein of 188 amino acids. NCBI's taxonomy places the organism in Eukaryota, Metazoa, Chordata, Testudines, Geoemydidae. The transcript has 2 exons. The record is from RefSeq and is a predicted model, not a curated record.